Messenger RNA from Cyphellophora attinorum, 921 nucleotides. RefSeq lists its product as uncharacterized. NCBI's taxonomy places the organism in Eukaryota, Fungi, Ascomycota, Eurotiomycetes, Chaetothyriales, Cyphellophoraceae. The transcript is spliced from 4 exons. The record is from RefSeq and is a predicted model, not a curated record. The coding region runs from base 1 to 921 and encodes 306 amino acids.
AUGCAUGUCUUCAGAUCGCGCUGGGCGCUUCUGGUGGCAUGUUAUGCAUCAAGAACCAGCGCGCAAGGGAUCCAGCUGGUCAAUGGUCAGAUUUUUACCAGCGGGCUGGCCAUAAUCAAUUCACCGCAGCCUGGUACACCAAUGGGUGGCGAUACCCUGCAUUUAUCAAUUGAGGUCUCGAGUAAUGGCAGAGUCCCGAUACCUCCAUUCCCAGACAAUUUCCGGGCGGGCAUCGCAGGCAUCAACAUCUUCCUGACGAGCACUACCACUGGUCUGAAUCUGACUAUCUCUAAUGGCACAUUCCAAGGCUGGGACCGAGAUGUCUUCGACACGCCGGAAUUCCUUUGCAACGGUACCAUGAGCAAUGGCGAGCAGGAUGCUGGUUGUCAGCAGAUCAUGUUGCAGGAGAGUGGAAGCACUGUCAAGCACGUGAACUGGGUGUGGCCCGAAUGUCUCGUGGGCAAUGGUGGUGCGGACAAUGGUGAUUGUGCUGCCGGUGGCGACCUAACCGAUUGUCUCAACGGCGUCGCUCGAGGAGCGUAUAAUGUCUCAUUUCAUGAAGCACUCCGGGUCAAUGGCUCAGACUUCUAUACCAUCACUGAUCUACCAAUCGGAUCACGAACUCGAUACCAGGCAGCACCGACCUUGCCGAAAGCCAAGUCAGGCCGCGCCAUCCGUCUGCCAGCUGGCCAAGUGAUCACGGACGACACGGUGACUGUUGUUCCUCCACCGGCAGGCAACGACGAUCAGGAUCCGCCUCAGGAUGGCGAUGGCAAUAAUAUACUCAAUCCCGGUAACCCGGGUUCGGGCAAUUUGGGGCCAGAUGGGCCUGGGCCAGCAGACGGCGCUGCAGUCGUCCAGCCGCUCACAGAGUGGUUGCUCUGUGCGAUAGUCUUUCUUGCCGGAUGGCACUUAGUGUAG